Messenger RNA from Nomia melanderi (Alkali bee), 4780 nucleotides. NCBI's taxonomy places the organism in Eukaryota, Metazoa, Arthropoda, Insecta, Hymenoptera, Halictidae. The record is from RefSeq and is a predicted model, not a curated record.
GGCCGUUCAGCACGAAGCAGACGGUGCCGGCUCGCUACAUAGUCCCGGAUCCGUUGGACACGCUCCCGGGACCGGAAACGAGACGGAACCUGACGGCGGCGACGAUACUGGACGCGCAAGAGCUCGGCGCCCGUCACCUGGACAUGUCGGCUCAUCUGGUUGGAAGCAGCGUGCCGCGUGACUCGCCGGUGCUCAGAGUGCUCUUUCAUGCCGGAAGCGAGGCGGGCGGAAGGCGUCAGUUGCUCCUGGCCCGGCAUCAGAGGGUCUGCGUUGUUCUGCACGCGAGUCUAGCUACCCCAGCCAGAAGCACCGCCAACAGGAACAACGGUAGAAGCUACUCCUCCUCUUCCUCCUCCUCCUCUUCCGCCUCCACCUCUGCGUCUUCCCCUUCCUCCUCCUCUUCGUCCUCGUACUCCUCCUCCUCCUCUUAUUCUUCUUCUUUCUCCACGACGUCCGCCCUGACAGCUGCCUGCAGCCCGGAUGGAGAGAACGGAGUGUGCCUCGCGCAGAUCACUAUACCCGCCGAUUGGUGGGCACCGUUACCACCUCCGGACGCUUCCGGCCGGGUCAAGGUCGCCAAGAGCCUGCCAAGGCUCGUGCAGGUCGCCUACUCCGUGCUCGAGCCGCGAACCGAGGAUAUCGGCUCCGCGGACACCGGGACCGGCUUCUGCAGGCCCAGAGUACAGAUUCAGCCCGUCACGCCCCUCGGACAAAUACCGCUCGCCCCGAACCGGGCGGAGUACAAGGAGCUCAAGGUCGACGACUCGUUGACUCUGUUGGUCCCUCAUGGACCGUUGUACCCGAGAUCCAGGUUACACGUACCGGUGUUCCUCCACCCGGCCAAACCCGCGGACUCCAGGGAGGGCAGGGCGCAGUUCGUCGUCACCGUGUACCUUAAAGCCAGGAUGAGGUCCGUCGUGAAGAUCCUAGGUGCUUCGCCGAGCAGUCCGAACUGGACGCUCGAGACCGACAUCCACCCGAAGAACACGAUCGCCCUGUUCGUCGCGAGGCGGAAGGACACCGUCCCCAGAGUACCGAACGCAUCGGCGGAGGAGAUCAUGACGAUGCUUCUGGAGGCCAGCGAGGAGGGCGUGGAAGGAAAUAGAGACGCAGGACGCAUCGUAUGGGGCGUGCGUUACACUUUCGAGGACGAGGAGGACAACGGGUCGUCGCAGUUCAAUGGGAUGCGGGAUCAUCACCCUGCGGAGAGACGGAAGCUGCAAGCUAGGUUCGAGAUACAGAAGGACGACAUUCAGGCUGUCCUGCCUAUCUCCAAGAACUGGGAGGUGAUGAACACCGCGGUGCUGACGGGACGGCAAGUGUCGCAGGGAAUGAAAGUGUUCAUCGUCAGCCAGGCCGGUACCGUCGCCGACGUCACGCUCCAGUCCUCCUGUCACUCCGAGGAUGAGAGUGUACUUAAGGUGUCGUCUUCCUGCAGCAGCGUGUACGUGGACGGCACCGAGAUCCGAGGGUCCAGCAACGCGUCCGUGUUGGUCAAGUACGGUACGUACACCGGUCUAGCCAAGUUCACGGUGUGGAUGCCGGAGUUUCCCCUGGCGAUCACAGUCGAGGACACCAGGCUCAGCCAGAUCAAAGGCUGGAAGGUCCCCGAGGAGCACGUGGUCAGCGCCAAGAGUAAACGCAGCCUGAACGCCACUGGCUCAAGGGCGAACGAGUCUUCCGCGAAAACGAAGAAGAGGAGCGCGGCGGACGUCGAGGACUCGAUAGACGACACCUCGAUGGACGUGGACGACGCCGACGUGAUCCUCGAGGAGGACGAUCAGGACGAGAGGUUCCGGGGGAACGAUCCCGGCUGGGACACGAUCAAUUCCAUCGAGAGAGGCUCGUCGACCUUGUGCAGACUGAGGUUCCAGCAGAGUCCGGUCGAGGUUCACGCGAGAUUCUUGGCUACCGAUCACGACUCCGGCAGGGUCUCCUACUUCGUGAACCGUAGGACUUGGCUGCGGGUCACCGACCUAGUGAUGGGGAUGCUGCGCGUGUCGGAUCCCAGAAUAGCCACCCUCUUGCAGGGGAGGAUCGUGCAAGGUCGCGGUGUAGGUAUAACGGAAGUGCAGGUACUCUCGCCGAUCACUGGCAGAAUCAUCGGAGCGAAGGAAGUGAAGGUCGGGAACGUGCGGGUGGCCGUCACCAGGCUGUCGGUCAGGGUUGUGUCCGGUCUGCAGCUCACCAUCAGUCCGGACAACGCCAUAGAGAACGGCUACGUUGCCGAAACUUCGGUCACCAGGCGGUUGACAGCUAAAUAUCAGGAGGGCUUAUUGGACAUAGACGUCGAAUUCUCGGACGGCACGAGAACACCGCUACGGGAGAUCGCCGUGACCGAUUACCAUUUGUCGGUGGAGAGCUUGGAUCAAGAAGUAGUGGCGUUCGCGCCGAUGGUCGCCUCCCAUCAUCCCCGUGUGAUCGCCGUGGGCGAAGGACGGGGCGAUCUGCUGCGAGUCAAGCUGCAGUUGGCGGACGCUUGCCGUCUAGGCGGCAGGAGGUCUGGGAAAGUGUCUCAAAGGGCGACGACGUCCGCUUUGGCUACCGCCUCGGCCAACGUCGAGGUGGACUUCGCUUCGAGCGAGCUCCCCAAUCGACCCGAGUUCGUGCAGAACGAUGGAGGCGGCACUGUUGGGUCUCACCACCACAGAGAAAGGAAGACCAGCAGGGGGGAAAUGGCGCCAGAUAUGCGCGACAUUCUCAUUGGAGGAAUGAGCGGCGUCGGUAUACGGCACCACGGCGGAGCGCGCAUGAGCCCACUCGAGAUCGGAAUAUACGUCCUCUUGGCGGCCUUCUGUUUCGCUAUCGUCGUCUUCGUCGUCUCCUACGUGGUCUACGCCAGCAAGUUCAAGCAUCAGCCGCCAGACUCGCCGCUGGCGGACUCCUCCGCGCUUCCGGUCCUCUCCGGCGCGGCGAGGGCGAGAGCAGCCGCCAACCAGCUGGCCUCGGGACGAAGACCACCCAGAGAAUCGACGACGAACGCUCACGACUGGGUCUGGUUGGGUCGAGCCACUCUCGAGAGGGCUGCUUGCGGACCUCAGCAGGUACGAGUGACCAGCAAUCCUCUGGCCAAUGAAACCGACGGGGACACCAGCGAGCUGGCCACUUGUUUCGACAAUCCCAACCACAUCGAGCUUCCUUCUUCCGGGCAACGCACCACCAACGGACCUAUCGACACCACCACGUACUGCAAGAGGGACAAGCAUCCGAGGAACAGUUUCGCCGCGAAAUCCGCGGCAAGACCGUCGGUCGCUGUAACGGCGACCACCGUCACUACUCCGGCGUCUAUGGCAACGUCCACCGUCACCACAUCGCGAAACGAUAACGACGACAUUCCGCCGCCCCUGCCGCCGCACGGAGUUCCAGUCUCGACCGGCAUGAACACGACCGCGGCCACGAUCGCCACGUCCACGAACAACAACAACAACAACAACGGCAACGACGACUACAAGCCGCCGGUGCCGCCGCACAGGAACACGGGCGUGAUCGUGCGGCUGCCGGAGACGCCGCGCAAGCACCGGCACAGAGCGUCGAGCGGCAGCGCGGCCGGAAGCCAUCACGGGAACAACCAGCGGCACAGCAAGCAGAUCCAUCAUAUCAAGCCAUCGCACGGUAAAGCUAGAGUAGGUAGCCCGAAAGAGAUCGGCGCGGCGGAGGAGGAGGAGUUCGUCGAGCUAGUGAAUCACGAUGACAACAGGCACUCGAAGGACGCGAGAGCGAGGGAGGUGAAGAGGGCGACGAUCGUCGGUAACCCGAUGUUCUCGUCGUUCUCGACCACGGCGGUCGCAUCAUCGAUGAACGUGUCAAGCCCGACCGUAGCCUCAUCGUCCUCGUCACCGCCUAACUCGUCGCCGUCCUCGUCAUCCUCGUCCUCCUCCUCCUCCUCCUCAUCCUCGUCCCAGGAGCAGGAGGAGUCGGUGGCGUUGGACGACCUGAAUCUAGGCAUGGACUACAACCAGAUCAUGCAGUACUUCGACAACCUGAAGGAGUCGAACGCCUAGGUGAAGGCGUGCGGCCUUCGAGAAGGCCGAGAGUAGUCAACGUCGAUACGGAACGCCGGCGGAUGAUCCUUUCUCGCCGGGAGCGCGGCGGCCGAGCUCGCGUCCACGUCUCUCCGCUUCCUCUCUAUCGCCAUUAGCACGUUUACAUCGAGAGGGCCGAGCCCGGCCGGCCGCCGCCGUCGCCGCCGUCCGGUCGUUUUGUAUUCUAGGCUAUAAUCUAGUCAGCUUCCUAGCAGCACAUCAAGAGUAUCGCGCAAAACGCAUCGACACACACUUAAAUACGCGUUCUCUCGUAACAGGUAUAAUCAGCGGAAGACGUAGAGUAUAUAGAGUGGACGGCUCCGCCGGGGCGGCCGGGAACGCGGCGCGCCCCGCCGCUGGACGUUCGAUAUCUCAGGAUCGCAUUCGGUAUACCUUUUGUACGCUAGAAUACUAAAAGGCCUGAGACAGACAAAGAGAAAUCCCGUCGCGACUUCUUCUGUUUAACGGGAACACGGGAUUUCUCAGCGGAUAAUGUUCCCAGGGGUUCAAACACUGUACAGCUUCCGUCGACUAUACACGCAUACACAUACUCGCAGAGGCUUUAAAACGAAAAAGGUGUGAUCGUCGGUGGCCGGUGGGGUAGGUAGAUCGCGCGCUCGAUUCGACCAGCUUUCUUCUCGUUGUUCUUUUUUUUCUUUCUUUUUUUUUGUCCCCCUCCGCGGAUCGAUCGACCGGCGAUCCUCGCUUCCGCCUCCGUGCACUAUCGAUCUCUCGCUCAAGCCCUCUGUUCGCGACGG